Messenger RNA from Colletotrichum phormii, 1176 nucleotides. Its product is annotated as L-galactose dehydrogenase. Gene Ontology annotation, cellular component: cytosol. Gene Ontology annotation, molecular function: D-arabinose 1-dehydrogenase [NAD(P)+] activity. Bases 1 to 1176 code for a protein of 391 amino acids. Gene Ontology annotation, biological process: dehydro-D-arabinono-1,4-lactone biosynthetic process. The transcript has a single exon. Lineage: Eukaryota; Fungi; Ascomycota; Sordariomycetes; Glomerellales; Glomerellaceae. The record is from RefSeq and is a predicted model, not a curated record.
AUGGCGGCCCCGCGCACAACCAAAACCCGGCCGCUCUCCGCCGUCCUCCCACCUCUGGUCCUCGGCACCGCAACCUUCAACUACCAAUACGUCUCGGACCCCUCGCGCAUGCCCUCCGUCGACAUCGUCUCCCGCGCCCUCUCCCUCGGCGUAAACGCCUUCGACACCUCCCCCUACUACGGCCCCUCCGAGACCAUCCUCGGCGCCGCCCUGCGCACCCUCUCCCCGCCCCGCGACUCCUACUUCCUCGUCACAAAGGCCGGCCGCAUCGCCCCGACCGAGUUCGACUACUCCCCAGCCUGGAUCCGCGCUUCCGUCCUCCGCAGCCUCGAGCGUCUGAAUACCACUUACCUAGACCUAGUCUAUACCCACGACGCAGAAUUCGUUUCCCCCGAUCAGGUCGUCGCCGCCGUACGCGAGCUACGCCAUCUCCGCGACGAGGGCCUCGUUCGUUAUGUCGGUAUCUGCGGCUACCCUGUCCCGGUGCUCUGCGAGCUAGCCGAAAAGAUCCUCCGCGAAACGGGCGAACCCAUCGACGCCGUCCAGUCCUUUUCGCACUUUUGCAUCCAGAAUGAUACCCUCGGCAGCGACGCGAUCCUUACACGACUGAAAGAUGCCGGCGUCGGUGUCGUGACCAACGCGAGCAUGCUGAGCAUGGGUCUGCUCACCACCCGCGGCGUCGACGACGGCCCCAUGGCGAGCUGGCACCCGGCCCCAAGCCCGUUGCGCAAGCUAUGCAACAGUCUUGUAGCAAUCGCCGAGGGAGCGGGAGAGAAAAUGGAAGAGCUCGCUCUGUACUGGGCCAUGGCGAACUGGGCGCGCGUAGGAGGUGCCUUUGGCAGUGAGCUGCUGCCGCCCACGUACAACGGCCCUGCCAAGGUCGGUGUCAGCGUCAUGGGCGUAACAUCCGUGUCUGAACUGGAAGAGACGUUCCUUGCCUGGCAGAGCAUGAUGCGCGAGCUCGCCGCCGAGAGCGACAAGUCAAAUCCUGCCGACGUCCCGGCCAGUCGGCUUGACAAGAUUCAGCGGUUGGUCACGGAAAACAUGUGGCCUGCCUUGGGCGAAUGGCGGAAUUACAGCUGGGUCAGCCCUGGCGAGGAUUUCGUCAACCAACCUUCCGUCGCCGCUAUCGAUGCUGCCCUUCCUGCCGUCGCUGCCGCCGAGCCGCACUUGUAA